CCUAUGGCAGCUCCUCAGACCAGCGUGAGCACUACUAGUCUCCGGUUGCCUACCCAGCGCUGCAACUGGAAGACGAGUGGGAGAAGGGGAGUAUCUGUCUUCAUGCCCUAAGAAGGAGAAAGGAAAAAGAGGAAAGGGGAGAUAGAGUAAGAAGUGCGCAUGUGAGAAAUGCAGAGUGAAUAAUUAAGAGAAAUGAGAAAGAGGGAAAGAAACAAAAACAGAAACCAAAAAACAGGAAUAGGAAGAGAGAGAGAGAGUAAAUAAGUGAGCGAAUAGGAAACAGAGAGAGGGAGUGAGCGAGAGCAUGUGAGAGGAAGGGAGGCGAACAACACUGCAGACACUCGCCCACUGUCACUGCUCCACAGCUAGAGGACAGAGGCAGCAACGGCAACAGUGGAAGUGGAUACGAUGGAGGAGGAAGACUGUGCCAUCCAUCUGCAGCUCAGUCCCCGUUGCUGACAGCCUCCCUCUGGGGCCAUCCUGUCAAGUUGGAAGCUAAAUGGGAAAAAAGGAAGAAAAGUGCUCUAUCUGUCCUUCACAAGACCAAGUACCGGACCUCAACUCCUACAGGACACACCUCAUUAUUUUUCCUCUCUUACACUCUGAUACACUUGCUCACACCCUCACUUUCUCAAACUGAAGCACACUUCACUUCUCAUUGCCUUUUGGACUAGCGUGUUUGUUGUUUUUUUCACUGCCUUCGCUGACCUUCUAAACUGAGUGGAUUUACUUUUAUCCUGUGGUGGACCAUGGGGCCGGGGUGGAGGGGUACAGCAGGGACCCUCCGUAAAAGGACAGAGGGGAGCUGGUACCUUUUGGUGACAUUGCUGCUGCUCUGUGGUUUGUGGAAGGCUCACACACAAACAGACGACGGGGGGUCUGUGUACUUCUGGGAAACAGGUCCAUGGGGACGGUGCAUGGGCAGCGACUGUGGCCCAGGUGGCAGCCAAAGCCGGGCAGUCUGGUGUGCCCAUGUGGACGGCUGGACAACGCUUCACACCAACUGUGACCAGGGCCAGCGUCCGUCCAACCAGAGAAACUGUUUUCGUGUGUGUGACUGGCACAAAGACCUUUAUGAUUGGAAACUUGGUGCCUGGAAUAAGUGUGUGCCAGUGUCGGCAAGGACCUUUGGCUCCCCAUGGCCAUUUGCAUGCAGUGGGGGCGAAGAGGGCAUUCAGACCCGAGAGGUGGGCUGCAUACUAAGGUCAGAUGGGUCUCCAGCAGAUGAUGCCAUCUGUGAGUACUUUGAGCCCAAGCCUCGCCUGGAGCAGGCAUGUUUGAUCCCUUGCCCACAGGAUUGUGUGGUUUCCGAGUAUUCACCAUGGACCUCCUGCUCCAAAACGUGUGGAACAGGCCUCAGGAACAGGGUCCGCAGUGUCCUGGUUCCUCCACUUUUUGGAGGCACUGUCUGCCCCAACCUUACCGAGUUUCAGUCUUGUAAACCAGGGCCUUGCACAGGUCCAGAGGGCAUGUACAGUCUCAGGGUUGGACCGUGGAGCCCUUGCACCCUCCCCCUGACUCGAACAGCACGCCAAGCCAAGCGUAGGAAAGGCAAAGGCCAGGGGCUCAGGGAGAGAGUAGGCGUCAAAGAUCCAGAGACCAGGGAACUUAUCCAGAAGAAGCGAACCCGGAAUCGCCUUAACCGGCAGGAAAGUCGGUUCUGGGACAUCCAGGUGGGCUACCAGACACGGGAGGUGACCUGCAUACAUAGGAAUGGGAGCACUGUGGGACGCAACUUGUGCAUACUGAGGGACCUGCCGCUGACUGUCCAGUCCUGUGUCCUUCCCAAGGACUCCCAGGUUACUGAGUGGGGUGAGUGGGGCCCUUGCUCCAAAACCUGCGUGGACCCUGAAUCUCCCAAAGGAAACCGCAUUCGGACCCGAGAGGUGCUCCAGCUCCCAGUGAAUGAGGGGGUAGAGUGCCCUCCACUGGAGGAAUCAGAGUCCUGUGAACCUCAGGGCAAUGGUGUGCCGUCCUGCGCCACUUACACCUGGAGAACCACGGAGUGGAGCGACUGCCGAGUUGACUUGUUGCUAAGCCAACAGGACCGUCGACGUAGCAACCUGACAGGGCUUUGUGGAGGAGGCCUGCAGACCAGAGAAGUUUACUGCAUCCAGGCUAAUGCUGAGCUUCUGAAGCACCUCGACGACCUGAGAGAAAAAGACAAAGCCUCACGCCCAGUGGAAAACAAACUGUGCAAGGGUCCAAUCCCCAGCAGGUCUCAGUUGUGCCAGAUCCCCUGUCCCAUCGACUGUGAGGUGUCACCGUGGGGCGCGUGGGGGCCAUGCACCUUUGAAAACUGUGAUGAUCAGGCUGGAAAGAAAGGAUUUAAACUGAGGAGACGACAGAUCACCAACGAGCCAACAGGAGGACCUGGAAACUGCCCACACCUGGUGGAGGCAGUGCCCUGUGACGAGCCCACUUGUUACGACUGGCAGCUGGUCAGUCUGGAUCAGUGUGUUCCUGAUGAUGAGAAGCCAUGUGGUCCCGGCACUCAGCUCGCACUGGUCCACUGUGUCAACAGCAACGGAGAGGAGGUGGACAGAAGUCUCUGCUUGUCUUCUCCAGCUCCAGAGCCUGUCCCCUGUGAGGUGCCUUGCUCAAGGGACUGCGUCCUCAGUGACUGGACCCCCUGGUCUACCUGCUCUCAGACCUGCUCCAGUAAGACCAUCGAAGGCAAACAGAUGAGGACCCGUUCCAUUUUGGCCUACAACGCCGGAGAAGGUGGAUCCCUGUGCCCAAACAGCAGUGCCCUUCAGGAGGUGCGGAACUGUAAUGAACAUGCCUGUACAGUUUACCACUGGCAGACUGGGCCCUGGGGCCCGUGUACUGAAGACCCUUCUUCUUCAUCCCUCAACAUGUCCAUGAGUACCCACGCCAGCAGCAACAGUCAGGGGCUCUGCUCCAUGGGAUUGCAGACUCGCAAGGUCAUCUGCAUCCGGGUCAACGUAGGACAAGUGCCUCCUAAGAAGUGUCCAGACAGCCCUCGCCCCAACACAGUGAGACCCUGUCAGCUGCCCUGCAAGAAAGACUGUAUUGUGACAUUCAGCGACUGGACACUAUGCCCUGUUACUUGUGAUGCAGCUGGUAAUGCUGUGAAGAGAAAGCAAUCAAGGAAGCGUCUUGUCAUCCAGCUGCCGUCCAAUGGAGGACAGGACUGUCCAGAAGUGCUGGAGGAGGAGAGGGACUGUGAGGUUCCCAAAGUCUGUCCAGGUUUCAGGUGGAAAACCCACAAGUGGAGGAAAUGCCAGCUGGUGCCGUGGUCUCUCAGACAAGACAGCCCAGGUGCUCAGGAGACUUGUGGACCAGGUCUUCAAACAAGAGCUGUGUCCUGCCGCCAGCUGGACGGGAUGCAGGCCGACAUCACAGAGUGUCUGAAAUUUGCUAAGACCAUGCCUACUAUCACUCAGCCCUGCCAGCUCCCCUGCCAGGAUGACUGCCAGCUGACCAACUGGUCCAAGUUCUCAUCCUGCACAGCUGACUGUGUGGGGGUCCGCACUAGAAAGAGGGUAUUGAUAGGGAGGAGCAAGAAGAAAGACAAGUGCAAGAACACACAAAUGUACCCUCUGAGUGAAACCCAGUACUGCCCCUGUGACAAGUACAACGCCCAGCCAGUGGGGAACUGGUCAGACUGCAUCCUGCCUGAAGGAGGCAGAGUGGAGAGCAUCCUGGGAAUGAAGGUCCAGGGAGACAUCAAAGAGUGUGGACAGGGCUACCGCUACCAGGCCAUGGUGUGCUAUGACCAAGACAACAGGCUGGUAGAGACAUCACGCUGCAACAGUCAUGGUUAUAUUGAGGAGGCAUGCAUCAUCCCCUGUCCUUCAGACUGUAAACUCAGUGAAUGGUCCAACUGGUCACGGUGCAGCAAGUCUUGUGGCAGUGGAGUUAAAGUUCGCUCCAAAUGGCUCAGAGAGAAGCCGUACAACGGUGGGCGGCCGUGUCCCAAACUGGAUCAUAUCAACCAGGCCCAGGUGUAUGAAGUGGUGCCAUGUCAAAGUGACUGCAAUCAGUACGUGUGGGUGGCGGAGCCUUGGAGUGUGUGGAAAGUCAGCAGUGUGGACUUAAAAGAGAACUGUGGUGAAGGGGUCCAGACCAGGAAAGUCAGAUGCAUGCUGAACACCAUAGAUGGGCCAUCGGAACCUGUGGAGGACUACCUAUGUGAUCCAGAGGAGAUGCCCCUGGGGGCCAGAGAGAGCCGGCUGCCCUGCCCAGAGGACUGUGUCCUUAAUGACUGGGGCGCCUGGAGCCACUGCAGCCUGCCGUGUACCAGAACCAACAGUCGAGUACGGACGGCAUACACCCUGCGGUCGCCCACUGUGGGGAGGCAAUGCCCAGACACGAUUGAUAAGGAGCCCUGCAGCCUGAACCUCAACUGUUUCAACUACUUCUACAACAUCACAGACUGGAGCACAUGUCAGCUGAGUCCUAAUGCAGUGUGUGGGAGUGGCAUCAAGACCCGGAUGCUUGAUUGUGUUCGCAGCGAUGGAAAGUCUGUUGAUAUAAAAUUCUGUGAGGAGUUGAAUCUGGAGAAGAAGUGGCAGAUGAACAUGUCCUGCAUGGUCGAGUGUCCCGUCAACUGUCAGCUGUCGGAGUGGUCAGUCUGGUCAGAGUGUUCACAGACCUGCGGACUAGAAGGUAAGAUGUGGAGGCAGCGGUCAGUGGUUCAGGCCUCUCAGGGUGAUGGCCGGCCCUGCCCUUCUCAGAUGGAGCAAUGGAAGCCCUGUCCCGUCCGACCCUGCUACCGCUGGCAGUACAGCCCCUGGUCCGAGUGUCGGGUGGAGAGCGUGGUGUGUGGACAUGGCACGCGCUACAGAAACCUGUCCUGCUUCGUCUCAGACGGCUCCAGUGACGGUGAGGGCGGUCUGGUAGAUGAGGAGCUGUGCAGCAGCCUGGAGCUGGCCGUUGAUGGAGACAAGCAGAUCAGUCUGAGAGAGGCCUGUAUCCUUCCAUGCCCAGGUGAAUGCUACCUGAUGGAGUGGUCUGACUGGAGCUCAUGUGUCAGCAUCUGCGUCAAAGGGGCUGGUGUUGACUUUGGCUCGGUUCAGGUUCGCUCCAGAGCCGUGUUGGCCCAGGAACCUGAAAACCUGCAGCUGUGUCCAGACCAAGAGUGGGAAUCUCAGCCCUGCAGCGGGGGCGAAUGUUACGAGUACAAAUGGUUCAGCGGUGUUCGUCCAAACUCCACCCACCUGUUCAUCUGGUGUCAGCGCUCGGAUGGACUCAACGUCACCGGAGGUUGUCCUCCAGUAAACCCUCCAAUUGACAACAGCUCCUGUGACCCUCCCUGUCUCAUGCCAAAGUCUUUCUGCAGCGAGGCUGCUGUUUGCAUGUGCGAGGACGGAUUCACAGAGGUGUUGUCACCUGCUGGGCAGCUGGACCAGUGUGCUCCCAUCCCAGUCCUGGAGAUCCCUACGGCGGGGGACAAGAAGGGGGAUGUGAAGACCAGCCGUGCCACCAACCCCACCCAGCCCACUACCAUUCAGCCCGGACGUCCCGGGCGAACCUGGUACCUGCAGCCCUAUGGACCAGAUGGGAAGCUGAAGAUGUGGGUGUACGGUGUAGCAGCCGGAGCCUUGGUGCUCCUCAUAUUCAUAGUGUCUAUGAUAUACCUAGCUUGCAAAAAGCCAAAGAGACCUCAGAGACAGAGGCAACAGAACAACCGACUAAAACCUCUGACUCUUGCCUACGAUGGGGACACGGACAUGUAGUCCUCUGGGAGACGCUUCACCUGUCAUACCGACCUGCAUCAUCACACCAUGACAGUGAGGGACAUGGAUGUUUGUAGCAUGAAUGGACACAUCAAAGAGCGGAGAAAUUACAGUAAAUCCUCUUAACACUGGAGGGGUUUAGCCGUUGCAAGUAGAGCUCCAUUCACUCCCCUUUUGUUUUCGUUUUAAUAUUUUAUUUUGCAAGGGCCUUCAAGACCUCAGUGAAAUGCCUUUUCUUGCCCCCUACACGUCCACAUUGUGUAAAGAAAAGAUUCGUUUCCAGAGGGCUGGGUGUAGCCAUCUCUAAAUGUGGUGGCGUGAGCGCUAACUCUUCCCCUGUGCUUUUCUGCUUGUCCCUGAAAAUGCUGAGUAGCUGGAGGCUUAGGAUGCUCCGACGGUUCAUACGUUGCCAAAAGUCACCACAGGGAGAAGGAGGGAGAGGAAAAUCUCCAAAAAGGUUUGGAUUCCUUUUUCUCGAUCCUCAACUGGGUUUUGAAUCUCUUCUACAGUCUCCAACAAAAGGAGCCAUUUCCUCUUUUUUUUCUUGAUUCAGAGGCACACGGGCCUGUGUUUGUGGGAUAAACUGAUCUGUACAAUGCUGAUUGCAGGCUGCUCCUCCAAUCACUUGUUCGUGGAAACUACUGCCUGCCUGUCUCCACCCUUGCUUUGUUUCAGGCACUACCUUGCACUAUAUUAGUGCAGCAUGAUAUGCACAUGUGACUUCUACCUUCUAUUGCCAUAACACACUGCCUCUUCCACAGACAGAACCAGAACGGCUAAAGGAGAACGACGGCAACAGGAAAUGAUGCCUAGAUGUGUCACGUUCUACAGAACCGGUGUGAACCUCCAGUAAAUAUACUGUGUAUAAAGUUUAUUUCUCACAACUGAGUUUUUGGUUGUAGUAAAAUACCUUUUGUGGUUUGUAGAGUUCGUCUAGUGUUAAAACUUUAUUCCUGCCCAGAUGCAAUUAAAGAUUUCACUACGAUAUCUACGGGUGAUUUCUUUUAAUGAAUCACCUGAUUUAAACUUUUUUUUACCAAAAUUUCAGAUUGAAUUCAAACCGUUUACUUUUUUACCUACAGUAGUAUGUCGUGGAAAAGCUGACAUUUUGCUGUGACUAAAAGAUCGAUAAAUUUAAAACCAUUCUGUCAUAUAAAUGUCAUUUCUGCCUUACCUACUGAUAACUAAAUACUAACUGUCCUGUAAUACAGUUUAAUACUUGAAGGGGGCAUAGAACAUACAUUAUAAAGAAACUUACUUUUCGUUUGAUGCCACUUAGCAAAGUAUGAUACGGAGUUGUUAAACCUUUUCAUGUAGUCACUGUAUCAUAGGUGCUCUAUCGUCUCUCUGUCACGCUGCAAGGUUAAAUAUGGUAAAAAUAAAACUGUACAAACAAAAUUAUACAUGUUAAUAAGAACAGGCUUCUGCUGAGUUCAGCGUAAAAGCAAACUAGUGUGGAGAAUGUUUCCUUUUUUUGUUGUGGGAUUUGUAAAUAGCAUUUUUUUUUUUCAUUUUUCUUAAGUUUUUUUGGAAAAAUAUCAACGUAUGGCUACAUUUAUUUUGUAUUGCACAGAAAAUGUUUAGUUUGAAUAUUGCAAAGUGGGUGUAUGAUAUCACUGAUUGUUGUUAUCAUGAUGCAAGUGUUAUGGUGUGAAAAAAGAACCGGAAACUGACGAAGGCUCAGCUGUUUUGUACAGGUUGUUUAUAUGUAUGGCAAGAAUAUCUGAAAAUAAAUGAGGACACAGUUGUAAA
Messenger RNA from Monopterus albus (swamp eel), 7457 nucleotides. RefSeq names its product thrombospondin, type I, domain containing 7Ab (gene thsd7ab). Bases 750 to 5705 code for a protein of 1651 amino acids. Lineage: Eukaryota; Metazoa; Chordata; Actinopteri; Synbranchiformes; Synbranchidae. The transcript is spliced from 28 exons. Gene Ontology annotation, cellular component: plasma membrane. The record is from RefSeq and is a predicted model, not a curated record. Gene Ontology annotation, biological process: actin cytoskeleton organization.